Gorilla gorilla gorilla (western lowland gorilla) is the source of this 1925-nucleotide messenger RNA. RefSeq lists its product as uncharacterized. The record is from RefSeq and is a predicted model, not a curated record. The transcript has 6 exons. Gene Ontology annotation, molecular function: structural constituent of chromatin; protein heterodimerization activity; DNA binding. Gene Ontology annotation, cellular component: nucleosome. NCBI's taxonomy places the organism in Eukaryota, Metazoa, Chordata, Mammalia, Primates, Hominidae. The coding region runs from base 55 to 1665 and encodes 536 amino acids.
CAUCCCAGUCUGAUCUGUGAAGGUAGGGCCAGCAGGCAGCACCAAAGUUCCCGUAUGCGCGUUUUCAGUCUUCAUUUAGGUCCGAAUUCCCGGCAUAUAAGAAUACUAUCUUCGCCUGUUUUCCGGAUUUUUGCGGCUAUUUUCCUUGGUGUGUUGGUCAUGUCUGGUCGCGGCAAAGGCGGAAAGGGACUGGGUAAAGGAGGCGCUAAGCGUCACCGUAAGGUCCUGCGAGAUAACAUCCAGGGCAUUACCAAGCCUGCUAUCCGGCGCCUUGCUCGUCGCGGGGGUGUCAAGCGCAUUUCUGGUCUCAUCUACGAGGAGACUCGCGGGGUUCUGAAGGUGUUUCUGGAAAACGUGAUUCGUGACGCUGUGACUUACACGGAGCACGCCAAACGCAAGACAGUGACAGCGAUGGAUGUGGUCUACGCGCUGAAGCGACAGGGACGCACUCUUUACGGCUUCGGCGGCUACCUUGGUACCUUCGGACACUGCGUGCUUGGCCAGCUCUCCGGGAAGCAGCAGACGCACGGCGGUCUGGAUCUCCCUGGAGGUAAUGGUCGAGCGCUUGUUGUAGUGGGCCAGACGGGAAGCCUCGCCUGCGAUGCGCUCGAAGAUGUCGAAGCCACUAUGUCUGGACGUGGAAAGCAAGGCGGCAAAGCUCGGGCAAAAGCUAAAACGCGUUCUUCCAGGGCCGGGCUUCAGUUUCCAGUUGGCCGUGUGCACCGCCUCCUCCGCAAAGGCAACUACUCCGAACGAGUCGGGGCCGGCGCUCCAGUGUACCUGGCAGCGGUGCUGGAAUAUCUGACGGCCGAGAUCUUAGAGCUAGCUGGCAACGCGGCUCGCGACAACAAGAAGACCCGCAUCAUCCCGCGCCACCUGCAGCUAGCCAUCCGCAACGACGAGGAGCUAAAUAAGCUUCUAGGUCGCGUGACCAUCGCGCAGGGCGGUGUCCUGCCCAACAUCCAGGCCAUCCUACGGGAAAUUGUGUUCAGACGAACUAUGGCGCGUACUAAGCAGACGGCUCGUAAAUCCACAGGCGGUAAAGCACCGCGCAAACAGCUGGCCACUAAGGCAGCUCGCAAGAGCGCUCCGGCCACAGGCGGCGUGAAGAAGCCCCAUCGCUACCGCCCUGGUACCGUGGCUCUGCGCGAGAUCCGUCGCUACCAGAAGUCCACCGAGCUUCUAAUCCGGAAGCUGCCGUUUCAGCGCCUGGUGCGAGAAAUCGCUCAGGACUUCAAGACCGACCUGCGCUUCCAGAGUUCCGCGGUGAUGGCGCUGCAGGAGGCCUGCGAGGCCUACUUGGUGGCGCUUUUCGAGGACACCAACCUACUAAGAGUUGUUUGUUUUUCGAUUAUGUCUGGUAGAGGCAAAGGUGGUAAAGGUUUAGGAAAGGGAGGCGCCAAGCGCCAUCGCAAAGUGCUGCGUGACAACAUCCAGGGCAUCACGAAGCCCGCCAUUCGUCGCUUGGCCCGACGCGGCGGCGUGAAACGCAUUUCGGGCCUCAUUUAUGAGGAGACCCGCGGUGUUCUUAAGGUGUUCCUGGAGAAUGUGAUACGGGACGCCGUAACCUACACGGAGCACGCCAAGCGUAAGACAGUCACUGCAAUGGAUGUUGUCUACGCGCUCAAGCGCCAGGGACGCACUCUGUACGGCUUUGGUGGCUGAGCCUCACCCCGGCUUUUUAUUUAACAGCUUACCCAUAAAAGGCCCUUUUCAGGGCCGCCUUCUUCGUCACACGAAGGUCUGUAACUGAUGACGACUUGGGUUUCGAUUUGUAAACUUGGGAUUCUAGCUGAGUUAAACCGAGCCGUUUUUAGCGAUCCUCCCAAGAUGGCGGAUGUGCUAAGGAGAAAGGGAAGGCGAAACAUUAGAAACUUGUUCAGGUAUUUCGAUCGCAAACAUUCACAGGAAAAGAUGGUGGAAAU